AUGACAUCAAACUGUGUUGGGAGGAAACAAGUCAGAUAUCUUCAGAAUGAGUACGCUAAACUCCUUCUAUCUCCGGGUUUCUCCCAUAUCAAAACAUUGCUGGAGGAUGGUGAGAAACUGAACUACCAGGCAAACCACCUGGAGGAGUAUCUGAGAAAUCUGACAGACCAGACGAGCCACAGUCUAAUAAGUAUGCAGGGGGCUGUUUCGUCACUGUUUGACUAUGCUGUUAAAACUGCUUUCAAGAACAGUAAACACUCUGUUCAACUUAAUGUGCCCACCAAACGUAGUUUCGGAGAUUAUCAGUGCAAUUCUGCUCUCGGCAUCCGGAAAGAGAUAAACAGUAAUUUAAGUCCACUUGAUAUUGCCAAUUCAAUAAUUGCUGCCCUACCCGUUAACGAUAUGAUCGAAAAAGUAGAUAUUGUUCCUCCUGGUUUCAUAAACAUCUGGAUCCGUCAAACGUUUGUUGCUUCAGAAGUCAGGAAAAUACUACUUUCCGGAGUGAAGCCCCCAUUCGUACGCCAAAAGUAUUCUGUAAUCGUUGAUAUGUCCUCUCCAAACAUUGCAAAAGAAAUGCAUGUUGGGCACCUAAGGUCAACUAUUAUUGGUGAAAGUAUUGCUCGAUUACUGACAUUUCUUGGACACAAAGUACUAAAAUUAAAUCAUAUUGGUGAUUGGGGUACUCAAUUUGGUAUGCUGAUUGCUCACUUGAAAGAGAUGUAUCCUGAUCGUAAAACAGCUCCUAUAUCUGAUCUUCAGGCUUUUUAUAAAGAAUCCAAAUUAAGAUUUGAUCAAGAUGAAGAUUUCAAUCAAAGAGCCCACUCAGCUGUUGUUAAACUUCAACAAGGCGAUCCUGAAUAUGUUAAUACUUGGAAACAAAUUUGCGACAUAUCACGAAAAGAAUUUGAUGAUAUUUAUCGUCGUUUGGAUAUCAAGAGUCUUGUUGAGCGAGGAGAAUCAUUUUAUCAAACUCGCAUGGUAGAGUUUGUUGAAGGCUUGAAAAACCAAAAAGCUUUGCAGGAAGAUGAAGGCCGACUGAUUUUAUGGCCUCCAAAAUGCGAAAUUCCGCUCACAGUUGUUAAAUCGGAUGGUAGUUUUACCUACGACACAUCUGACUUAACUGCUUUACUUCAGCGGUUGCAUGAAGAGAAGGUGGAUUGGGUGUUGUAUGUUGUAGACAUGGGUCAGAGUGUUCACUUUAACACAGUAUUUGCGGGUGCAGAAAUACUUGGCUACUAUAAUCCUGAUGUACAUAGAGUUCAGCAUAUUGGUUUUGGUGUGGUGCUUGGCGAAGAUAAGAAAAAAUUCAAGACUCGUUCUGGUGACACUGUACGUCUUGUUGACUUGUUGGAUGAAGGCCUCGAAAGAGCGAAAAGCAGGCUUGUUGAAAAGGAGAGAAAUAAAGAGUUAACUGAAACUGAGUUAGAACGUGCUCAAAAGGCAGUCGCUUAUGGUUGUAUUAAGUAUGCUGAUUUGUCACACAAUCGAACAAUCGACUAUGUAUUCUCAUUUGACAGGAUGUUAGACGAUAAAGGAAAUACUGCAGUUUACUUAUUGUAUGCCUAUACUCGGAUAAGAUCAAUAAUUAGAAAUGCUGGCUACUCUGAAAAGACUAUUAAUCAAAUCUCACAGACAGUAACGCUUACAUUUGAUCAUCCUAUGGAUUUAUGUGAUUAUCUUUACGAUUUGAGUUGUACUUUUACAAGCUUCUAUGAUUCUUGCUAUUGUAUUGAACGUAAUCAAGAUACAGGUGAUGUGAAAAUCAACGAAGAACGUAUUCUGUUAUGUGAAGCUACUGCCCGUGUUAUGAAAUGUGGAUUCGAUAUACUUGCGAUUGAAACAGUUGAAAAAAUGUAA
Heterobilharzia americana is the source of this 1857-nucleotide messenger RNA. Lineage: Eukaryota; Metazoa; Platyhelminthes; Trematoda; Strigeidida; Schistosomatidae. The record is from the annotation of a GenBank genome assembly.